GGAGACACGACAGUAGAUAGCGGAACUCAAAUUAAGACCUAACGGUCUCACGGCUCAUGUCUUUUAAAAACACAAAACGUCCCGCUGAGCUGUAACGUCUGUUCCAGCGAAUUCGUCAGCGCAGUGUUAUUGUUUGAAUGACAAUUUUGUAUAUUUUAACCGCGCAUAUAUCUAAAUGAAGCACUUUAUGUACUAUAUUAAUACAUUAAAUGCACUGCUAGAGUAUUAAGGCUCAGGCUAGAUACGAAGUUGUAAACUUUUACAACGAAACAUGACUUUUAUCUGCCGUUCUGUUGGUUUGCUGUGAGUAAAAACACUUAUUUGUCUUUUUCUUAACGUAUAAUUUCGUCAGGGCAGUAGAAGUGCGCUGCAUAUUUACGUUUUCGUUCUGACAGGCCCACAUAAAUCCGUUUUGAAAACCCUUUUAAACUGUGACCUCAGCUCCGAGGGAGGUUUAACACGCCCCUCUCUCCAAAAAGUCUGUUUCUCGUGCAUGAGUGGCUCAUUUGAAUCUAGUGAGAGAGGAGGUGAAGAGCUCCGUUCCUCGGCGUUAUUAGAGCUGAUAGUCUCUUAUCUCCGCAUCCGAGACACGCUCCCGCUAAUCGCACAUCACUGGCACCGUGAACGCUGACUUCCCAAUGAUAGAAGAGGGAAAGCCUUUCUGCCUUUGAGGCGAUCAGACAGAAAACGGAGACAUACCUGGAGGUUCUCCAGUAGAAGUUCGGAACGAGAGAAAAAGAGAUAGAAAGAAAGAAUAGUGUUAUUAUAGUAUUUUUUUUCCUACAGAUUAGCCAAUUUGAAACAACGUCAAAAAAUGACUAGAAGAUCUUGUGCCAUUUACGCCACCGGGAUCGUGUGCGCUCAUUUGCUCAUUUUGGGAAUCGCCCUUCUGGUGGCUCAAGUCUUCCAAACAAUGAUUCAGGAACGGAUAAAAAAGGAGAUCACACUGGCUGAGAACAGUAGAGUAUUGGAGGGCUGGAUAAGUCCACCACCACCUGUUUACAUGCAGUAUUUCUUCUUCAAUGUUACCAACCCAGAUGAGUUUUUGGCUGGGAAGGAGAAGCCCAAAGUCACUCAGAUAGGGCCAUAUACCUACAGGGAAUAUCGACCCAGGGAAAAUGUCACUUUUCUUGAGAAUGGGACGAAAAUCUUUGCCACAAAUCCCAAGAGCUUUGUGUUUCUUCGCAACAUGUCAUCGGGAGAUCCUGAGGUUGACCGUGUGAUAACGGUUAACAUUCCAUUCAUUGCCGUGAUGAACGAGUUAAACUCCUACUCCUUCUUUCUGAGGUCUGCUGUGUCUAUGUGGAUGGGAUCCAUGGGCAUCGAGGUGUUUAUGAAUCGCACAGUCCAUGAGGUCCUUUGGGGUUUUAAAGAUCCGCUGCUGUCCAAGCUCCACGCCUUGAGACCAGAAGUGGAUGAGCAUUUCGGCCUUAUGUACAAUAAAAAUGGAACCCAUGAGGGUGAAUUUGUCUUCCACACUGGAGAGAAGAACUACAUGGACUAUGGCAAGAUUGACACGUGGAAUGGCAUCAGUCAGAUGAACUGGUGGUCGUCUAACCAGAGCAACAUGAUCAAUGGUACCGAUGGCAGUGUCUUCCACACCUUCCUGUCCAGGAAAGAGCUCCUCUACAUCUUUGCUGCUGAUCUAUGCCGAUCCAUUCAUUUGGGUUACGUGGCUGACAAAGAGGUGAAGGGCAUCCCUGCCUUCCGCUUCGCCCCUCCUUCAGAUGUUCUCGCUCCCCCAGAUGUGAACCCCAGUAACGCUGGCUUCUGUGUGCCUGCUGGGGAUUGUCUAGGAAAAGGAGUCCUCAAAGUCAGCGUCUGUCGGCAAGGUGCACCCAUUGUUGUGUCAUUCCCUCAUUUCUACCAAGCCGAUGAGAAGUACAUCAAUGCCAUCGACGGAAUGAACCCAAAUGAGGAAGAACACGAAACAUACCUCGACAUCAACCCGACCACAGGGGUUCCCAUUCGUGCCUGUAAGAGAGCUCAGCUCAAUGUCAUACUGAAGCGAGUCUCUGGCUUCCCCAAAACAAAGUUCCUGAAUGAGACCAUUUUCCCCAUCAUGUAUGUCAAUGAGACGGCAACCAUCGACGAUGACUCUGCAGCCCAGAUGAGGACACUUCUACUGAUUGUAACAAUUGUGUCCAACUUCCCAGUCAUCAUUGUGGCACUGGGGGCCAUUUUACUUGUGGUCCUAAUCUUCCUCGUCUGCAGGAACCGCCAGAGAAAGAAUGAAGUAAAACGUAUUGAUUUUACUGAAGCUUUUCAUUCUUUUGCUACGGCGAAGGAUGAAACUGCUUAUACCCAAGUGAGCAACCAAGCGGAGGAUUCGCCAGAGAACCGCACCAAUCAGCCUUCAAGGAACGGAUCUUACAUCGCCAUGUCGCCAGUAGAGGCGCAAAAGUGUUGAUGAAGAGGACUGGUGGAGUCUCACCUGAGGACAUCACGUCUAUCCUCCACACCCUUUUUUUUAUGUUAGUUUUCACUGUGCGAUUCUUCUUUGGGGACCAGGCCUCCGCACGCUCACCACCGUUUGCCAAGGGUCACUUAUUUGACUCGUGUCUUUUUUGUUUCUUUGAGCAUGGCCUUUCAAACUGCCAUAUCUUCGAUCAAAACCUAUGUUUACUCAAAGCACCCACUUCAGUUUCAAACAACCGUCUCUGGGUUUCCAGAGGCUUCUGUUGCCUAGUCCCGAGAGGCCUGAAACACACUCUCUUGCCUUUUGAAAACGGAUAUAUGCAUUGCAUGCUCACAGAGUCCAUAGUUCCUGUAGGGUCAUAAACCCUUUCAGCAUAAGAGAGCUUGAAGGGUUCGCAGCCUGUGCUCUUAAAGUGUUUCAGAUCUCUUCCCACACUACUGUAUACAGGUCAAAACAGGCAGGCCUUGAACUAACACAGCUCGCCAUACAUCAAACCCUUUGAUAAUGAGCAGAUAAACUAUUGAUUUACCUCCUCUUAAGAGUAUUAGAGAGCUAAAAGGUCUAAUAUGCUAACAAAAAACUGGGUCUUAUCCAGAACUUGUGUGUGUGUCUGAUUGUACAUACCAGAAUGUGUGUGUGUGUGUGUGUGUGUGUGUGUUUCUGCAGGCAUGUCAGUGCUUGCAUGUGUUUGUCACACUGUGGUGAACUGCUCUGGUGGGUCACUGUCCACCGUUUUGCACGAUGCAGUGUGACAUCAAGUGGAAACUAGUGACUUCAGCGGUCCUCUUCAUUUCACAGUAUCAGAGUCGUUUUUUUCUGAUGCCAGAAACAUUUCAGUGAUGAUGGCUGGUCAGACAGUCUCCUUUAAAGCAUUGUAUUACAGACAUCAUACUAGCUUUCAGCAUUUCAUAAUGAAAGAACAACAGACGUAGAACACUUACAAGUGAGACUUGAAUUGUUCUGCCUUACAAAUACUUAUGAACACAAUGUGAUUCUGCUGCAUGGUAAAGGAAGGCAUAAGAUGGAACUAGACGAAAUGUCAGACAGAUAAUGGCCAAUCAGUGGCGGACUUUGAACUACACAGCAAAACACGUCUGUUCUGUAAUAUCGAGAGCACAACUACAGUCCAGCGAACCCACAGUCGAAUCAGAGUGGAAGGGGUUGAAGGUCAGCAGGUUUUUAAGGGGUUAUUGGUGAAGUUUGCACAUUUUUUCUGUGCGUGUUUGGUUUAUAUUAACCCUCUGUGGCUAAAAGAGACUCUAGCACUUGAAUCACUGCUUGUGUCUGUUGAGUUUAUUUUUGUGUUGCUUUUUCUGUCCUUGAUGUUCCGAGCCUUCGCUAUUGCUAAAAAUGAAUCGAGGCCAUAUUUUAAAUCGACUUGAACAGGAUGUGAUAGCUGCACACUUUACAAAAUAUCACUAAAGGUGAAUUGUCAUAUUCGUUUCUAUUUGUCUAAAUUAAUCUUUUUGGUUGCCAUAACCCAUGAGUGCGUUUCAACUCAAAUGUAUGGGUAAAUCAUUCCCAUUUUGGUGAUGCUUGUUGGAAUGAUUGAUAUUUGUUACUUUUAUUUGAUGUAAACCAUCUGUUACUAAUUGCGACCGCGGUUUUCGUGGAUUGCAGUGCACACUGUUGCGUAUUUGCCUGUGCCAUGGAUUUAGCUUAUCUUAAAGAUUUAGUGCAAGGUUUAAACUGGAAACACUGUGUAUGUGCCGUGUCUUAUAAAGCUGUAUGAGAACAGAAAAGUGAGGGAAAGUAAUUCAAGCUUUAGUGUAAUUAACUACCAAUCCAUUGGAGUGGCUCUUUGAGUUUUGUUGUCAGCGCAGUUAGUAUAUACGUUGAUGUAAAAAUGGUCUUUGCUCAGCUCCGUCUGUAAAAGACCAAGCUGGACUAUUGUGGUGAGACGUUACAUGUGACUUGAGGAUGAACGAUUUAAGAACCUGAGCCAUUUCUAUAGUUUCCAGAUUCCUUAUGGUGACUUUUGCCCCUAUAUGCUUGACCAAAGAUUACAUCGGUUUUGUAGAUAACUGGUUUGUUUGCUUUCCACACAGAUAGCUGUAGUGCCAGCGAUUUCCCAUUUACAAGAGCAUUAGAACCUCGAGGGCAAAUUAACAAACAUUUUGGGGAAAAAAAGUCACAAAAUAUUUUCCAGAGCAUACUAUGUGUGUUUAUAAUGUGUUUAAUACAGCAAAGAACUUAAGAUGUAUGACGAUAUGUAAAAAGCAAAUUUUAUAAUGAAGUAAAAAGGUUUUGUAAUCAGACAGAUGAAUAUUUAUGUAUUCAUAUGUUCAAUGGUAUGUACAUUAUCUGAAUUUCUAAGGUCUUUUCUUUGGUCUUGUUCAUUUCUAUUUUUUUUUAUUAUUUUGUAAUAUUACAAGUGGGGUCAUCAAACACAUUUCUGUUUUCUUUUUUUGUUUUCCUUAAGAUUUAUGAAGUAGCACCAAGUGAAUAUUGGUCUAAAUUCGAGAUGGAACGGUGUAUGUGGUUGUAAAAACUGUUAACUUGGAUGGAGGAAGGCUUGUGUUGUAUCUGUGGGGUGUGAGCCUAUGUGUAAUGAUCUCCUGUUAUACAACUCUCAAGCUGUCAACACACUGUUUGUCCAACUGGAAUAACAAGGGGAAGGCUGAGAGUCUUUGAGUUCCACUUAGGAAGAUUGCCAUAGUGCCAUGUUGGGUACAAGGGAAAUUUCCACUUGCAAUCUAACCUUUUUUUUUCUUUGACGAAUGAUGCCCUCUUUCAGGGAUGAGCUUUUAGUGCCAUACCAUCCUUGUUUAUUUCACUUGCUUUAGUAGCAAAAUGUUUAAGCAGUGUAGCAGUUUUAUUUUUUAUUUUACAUUUUUUGGGGGGCUGGUAAAUUCCUCACAACAUCUUUGAGGGUGGUUUUAAAAACACUGAACACUUCGUGUCCUCCUGAGAUGCACUGCGUUUUUUGCUGCUGAGAAUGACAAUCCUUAUUUCAUGUUAGGUGCAAAAUAAUUUCAAGUAAUAUUCAUUUUUAGUUUUGAUAAUUUACACUGCACAAAUCUUUCUACAAUGCUUUUGUAAACAUUUUUAGUGUUAUUUGCAAAAAAAUAAAAUAAAAUAAAAUUGUUGAAA
Molecule: messenger RNA, 5512 nt
Organism: Cyprinus carpio (common carp)
Lineage: Eukaryota; Metazoa; Chordata; Actinopteri; Cypriniformes; Cyprinidae
Gene: scarb2a
Product: scavenger receptor class B, member 2a
Biological process (GO): protein targeting to lysosome; receptor-mediated endocytosis
Cellular component (GO): membrane; lysosome; cytoplasm
Molecular function (GO): scavenger receptor activity
Source: RefSeq, a predicted model, not a curated record